UUCGGUUGAUUUGCGCGUUCUCUUGAUAAAAUUCUUUCCCUGGCCCAUUCCUUGAUCCUUGAUCCUUGACUCUACCAUUGUUUUGUUUGCGUGUUGUUUGUUCCAAGCCAAAGUCCUCAGCUGUAUCACAUAAAAAAGAGAAAAUACACCCCCAGACGCAAAGUCAAAGCAGCGUUAGCUGGAGGAAGGGAUCCUUGUUCUUCGCGCAUCAGGAAUUCUCAGGUGAUCGAUCGAUCGGUGUCGAGUUCUCGAUCAGCAGCAGCAGCAGAGCAGCCGCAGCGAUGACUUUGGUGAUGGCGAAGAUUUUGAUGGUGGCAACGGUGGCAAUGCUUGUUGUGGCCCCGGUCUUGGUCCAGGCGCGACAUGGUCCAGCUCCCGAUCGCGGAAUUCCCCGCAGCAGCGAUCCGAGGCUUGAUUCCAGAGAGCCAUCCAUCGCGACGGAGGUCACCGCGACUUUGCAGGAGCAAGCGGCAUCAUCUUCUUCCCCGUGUGACGCCGAUCACCUCUGCAGCCCUCCAAUGUUUGGAACCUCCAAGAGAACGGUUCCCACGGGACCCAAUCCUCUCCACAAUUGAUUCACUCCAGAUCGAUCGGCAGUGUACGAGGGGGAAGAACAGGAAGAGUUCCUUGUGUAUAGGCGGAUUGCGUGAUCGCGGGUCUUUUAGGAGGAUUAGUCCUUUUUUGGUUCUUCGUGGA
This is a messenger RNA of Selaginella moellendorffii, 696 nucleotides long. RefSeq lists its product as uncharacterized. NCBI's taxonomy places the organism in Eukaryota, Viridiplantae, Streptophyta, Lycopodiopsida, Selaginellales, Selaginellaceae. The transcript has a single exon. The record is from RefSeq and is a predicted model, not a curated record. The coding region runs from base 282 to 575 and encodes 97 amino acids.